Misgurnus anguillicaudatus (oriental weatherfish) is the source of this 4749-nucleotide messenger RNA. RefSeq names its product FHF complex subunit HOOK interacting protein 2 (gene fhip2a). Lineage: Eukaryota; Metazoa; Chordata; Actinopteri; Cypriniformes; Cobitidae. The record is from RefSeq and is a predicted model, not a curated record.
CGGUGUUCCCACAGUCAGCUGUGUGAAUCUGAAACGCAAUGGAAGAAGUGCCACCGUGGCCUUAAAAAGACAAACCUACAAUUAUCUCACCGUGAAACAGAUUUUGUUUUAUGUUUACGUACAUUACAGUGUGUCGCACUCUUAAUACACACUAUCGUUGUUUGUCGUGUAUAUAUGUACAUAUGUAUUAAGUUUAUUUUAUCAGGAUCAGUAUCUGAUAAGCGUUCAAUCUGGAUCACCGCAGCAACAACGGCACGCGCAGAAGAGGAAAGCGCGAGGAAAUCUUCAGGAAAAAGCCCCUUCUGCCCAAAUCCAACAUGUUCUCAAAAUUUACUUCAAUCCUGCAGCAUGCUGUCGAAGCGCUUGCUCCAUCACUGCCCUUGCAAGAGGACUUUGUCUAUCAUUGGAAGGCCAUUACACAUUACUACAUAGAGACCUCAGAUGAUAAAGCCCCAGUGACGGAUACCAACAUUCCCUCGCACCUGGAGCAGAUGCUGGAUAUUCUGAUUCAGGAGGAGAGGGAGAGAGAGUCAGGUGAAACAGGACCUUGUAUGGAGUAUCUUCUCCACCACAAAAUCCUGGAGACGCUCUACACCCUGGGCAAAGCAGAUUGCCCACCUGGAAUGAAACAGCAGGUUCUGUGUUUCUACACCAAGUUGCUGGGUCGAAUUCGCCAGCCACUCAUGCCUCACAUCAAUGUGCACAGACCCGUACAGAAAAUGGUUCGCCUGUGUGGGGAAGUUCUGGCUGCUCCUACAGAGAAUGAAGAGAUCCAGUUUCUGUGUACCGUCUGUGCCAAACUUAAACAGGACCCUUACCUCGUCAACUUCUUCCUGGAAAAUAAGAACAAAAGGUUGGAGGCUGUUAAAGAUGAUGGAGGGGAUUUGGUGAAAGAGGAUCCAACUUCUCCAGAUACGGGACAGAAUCAAAUUCCCAGUCCGGUCAGGUCGGCACAGAAAGAUGCAGCGUGUAAAGCCACCAGUCCAUCAGCAGAAUCUAGUCCGUCCUCUGUUCGCUCCAAGGUGGCAAACAAUGACAACUACAACCUAGUCAGCUCUCUUCUCAACCUUACCAAGAGUCCGGAUGGUCGUAUCGUGGUGAAGGCGUGCGAGGGUCUGAUGCUCAUAGUCAGCUUACCCGAACCAGCUGCAGCCGAAUGCCUGACAGAAAACACAGAGCUCAGUCAACUCCUCACAGAUCGACUGGCACAGUUUUACCGGGCCCUUCCCCAGUCCAUGGAUCCCCUUGACAUCGAAACGGUGGAGUCUGUAAACUGGGGGCUGGAUGUAUACAAUUUAAAGGAAGAUGCUGCUGCUUUUGCUGGCAAACGUGCGCUCAUCUCCUUCCUGUCUUGGCUGGACUACUGCGACCAGCUCAUCAAAGAGGCUCAAAAAACCGCAGCCGCAGUCCUGGCCCGGGCUGUGAGAGAGCGGUUCUUUGUUGCUGUAAUGGAGCCUCAGCUAAUGCAAACGUCAGAGGUGGGUAUUCUGACCUCCACAGCCCUGUUAAACAGGAUCAUAAGACAGGUGACAUCAGAGGCAUUGCUGCAGGAGAUGGUGUACUUUUUGUUGGGAGAGGAGACAGGCCCAGAGACGCUGGCUGGCACCACCCAGCAUCCCCUGAGACACAGACUCAUCGAACACUGUGACCACCUGUCAGAUGAGAUCAGCAUCAUGACACUAAGGCUCUUCGAGCAUCUGCUACAGAAGCCAUGCCAGCACAUCCUGCAAAACCUGGUGCUGCGCUGCUUAGAGGAACGCAACUACAUCGAGAACAAACAGCCGGAGGAACGAGAGGAGCGAGAGCACAUGGAGAACGGCCAACCGCAUGAUGCCGUAGACCUGGAAGAAGACCCUCUGUUCUCAGACCUUUCUCCUGAUAACAGACUCUCAAGCCCUGAUUGGUUGAGCUGCUCGCCGCCACAGAGCACAGAACACACGAGACCUGAUGGGAAGACGGAAGUGCACAAAAUAGUUAACAGUUUCCUGUGUUUGGUGCCUGAUGAGGCAAAAUCAUCCAAUCACGUCGAGGGCACAGGCUAUGACACCUAUCUGCGAGAUGCACACAGACAGUUUCGGGACUACUGUGGGGUUUGUCAGAAAUGGGAUUGGCGCAGCAGUCCUAAACCAUUUGAGAAGUGUAAUCUGGAAAGUAGUUUUUUUGAGGGACAUUUUCUCAAAGUGCUGUUUGACAGAAUGGGGCGUAUCCUCGAUCAGCCGUACGAUGUGAACCUUCAGGUGACGUCGGUGCUGUCUAAGCUGUCUUUGUUGCCUCAUGCACAUCUUCACGAGUAUCUGCUCGAUCCAUACAUUAAUCUGGCGCCAGGCUGCAGAUCUCUCUUCUCAGUUAUUGUCAGGGUGGUUGCAGAUCUGAUGUUGAGAAUCCACCGCAUCCCUGAUUUCACCUCAAAACUUCUGCUAGUGAGGAAGAGACUGCUAGGGCUGGAGCCAGAAGGCAUGAGCAUUGAUCACAUGACAUUACUCGAGGGGGUCAUUGUUCUGGAGGAGUUCUGCAAAGAGCUCGCAGCGAUCGCGUUCGUCAAGUUCCACGCUUCCGCCUCCACUUCUCCCUGAUGUGAUCACGAAACAUAAACUGAUAAUUAAACAGACAAAGGGGGAAACGAAAAAACCAAACCUCACUCAUCCCUCAACGCAGAAGCCUGCCCGGCGCAGGACUGACAUUCAAGAACUCUUCACGUGUGUUAUCUUUGGGAGUUUUUCGUAAUGGUGACUGAGCUCACUGUUCAGAUACAGAUACGAUGGAAUGUUUCAUGAAAAAAGAUGAAUGAUUUGUGAACAGUUCUGCUUAUGUAGCGCUCAUACAUAAAGAAAAAAACCGAACUAAAGUAAAAACAAAUGCGAUGCCAAAAAAAUGAGUAGAUAAAGUCAUCUACUUAAAUUUGAUUGUAGUAAUUAAGACAUACAAGACAUUUAAAAAGGCUUAGAUAAAUAUUUUAUUAAUAUUAUUUGUCGUUUAGAGUAUCAAAGAUACUUGUCGUCUCUGUUCUUCUAAGAUGAAGUCAUUAGUACUGACAUGAAUGUCAAAUGCAACAAAUUUAUUUGUGAUUUAAAAAGACAAUAACUCAGGAUUCAAAGUCUUAGUUUUUAAACGAUUGGAGAAUCAGAAAGCGUUUUAAGCUCGUCCUCUGUUUCUUUAUGGUGAUGUUCGUAGCUGUUACUCUUCUUUUAAUCCGAAUCGAAUGCAAUGUGGACUCGUGAUUCAAGCUGAAUUUCACUGAUGUGUCCUCGGAGAGCUCCUCAUCCUCAUCCAUCAGUGUUCCUAAACCAUUUUAGUUAUUUAAUAUUUUUUGUUUCAUGUGUGCCUUGGUAUCAGCUAUAUAGCUGUGUCCGACCUGUAUCAUCGUAUUUAUUAUUAAGGUGACACUUUAUAAUAAGGUUGUAUUUUUUAACAUUACAAAAUGCAUUUGCUAUCCCAAACUAACAAUAAGCAAUACAGUUUUUGCCAUUUAUUAAUGUUAUAGUUAAUGCCAGUACAAUUUUCAUGUUGAUUCAUUGUACGUUAACUAAUUUUUGAUUGUAAUAUUGUAUUAUUAAAUAAAAAAUAGCAAAAACUAAGAUUAAUAAAUGCUAUAGAUGUAUUGUUCAUUGUUAAUUCAUGGUAGCUAAUCCAUUAACUCUGAUGUUAACAAAUACAGCCUUAUUGUAAAGUGUUACCGUUAUUACUUUAAAUUUACAAGGAUUAGUUUACACAAAAAUCUAAGUUUACCCUCAUGCAUUUCCAAUGCUGUAUUAAUCUCUUCUGUGCAACAUGAAAGAUGUUGUGCAGAAUAUCCAGGUGCUGUUUUAAAGCUCAAAAAAGCAUCAUAUAAGUAUUACAAAAGUAGUUAUUAUUAAUAUUUAGAGUCUUCUGAAGUCAUACGAUCACACCCAAAUUUAUAAUCUUGACAUUUAGUCCCAAUGCUCAGACCUCCUCCUGACUACAAUCUUGUUUCAUAAAAGAAAUAAAAUAUGGGUUUGAAAAGCAAUGAGGGUCAACAUUUUCAAUUUUCAGUUUGUCUAGCUCAGAGAUGAUCAGUUUGAGUUUAGCUGCUUUUUAAAGCGUUAUGCAUUUACAUUAUCAGACAGUGUGAAAAUAUACCAGCAAUAGUGUUAUUCAUCAGGCGGCUCUCUGAAAGGGACAGACUGUCCCAAAUGCACACUGUGUACAUUUGGCAAAGAUGGGGCACAGCUUGAAAUAUGCGUUCUUGUCUUUUUUUUUAAAGAGAGCCGGCUGCCUGGGCUUUCCUUUAAAUAACUUGACAUUGUGGCUUUUAUGUAACAGUCUUUACAGGGUUUAAAAUGUUUGGUAACAUAUAUUUUUCUUAAACUUCAAACAUCAGCUUGCAUUUUCCAUCCACAGUAAAAACAUGUCAAGGUCUGCAUUUACAGCCACAGAAAUUGCACACUAAUGUAUAUUUGUUCAUGUGCAUAAACUCUUUAUUUUCUUUAUAAACCAAAGGAGCAUCAUAGGAGAAGCAUGUCUGUUUCAUAAAGAAAAAAAGCAAUGCAUCUUUUUUUAUUCUUGAUCAUGCACAUUUUAUACCGAGUUCUGAAUGAAUUUGGAUCUGUGUAUAUAAAGAUGUACAGUUAUGACAGUAGUGAUGUGUAAAAUGCAUGCAAGGUCAUAUGUUAAUAUGCAGACAAAUGCCUAUUUCCUCUUCUUUUUGCCUAUUUAUGGGGAUAUUUGUAAUGCCUUAUUUUAAAAGCAGUGAAUGGUUGUAUGACUGCUGUGGUCUUUGGGUUAUGUAAG